AUGGUUCAACCCUCUCUGAAUUUGCAACUAUUGAAAAAACCCGUAGGACCUGUAACCAGAUUCAGAAUUUUAGGUUUCUUUUUCAGACACAAUAGUACAAUGAAUAACAUAAAACUAUCUUCAACUAAAAUGGGAAAGAAAGAGAAAAAUAUAAAUUCGAAAAGAUUCAAAGAAGAUUUUGUUCAGCCCAAUAUUAAGAGAACCUUUCUGAAUCAUGAAUCUUUCCCCCAACAUAACACGGAUAAAUUCAAGAAUUUGGACGAAUAUAUCAAUGAUGGUGAUGAAAACACAAGGAAACCAGCAACCACCACCUCUGGAAAACUUUCUGAUUACUUGAUUGAAGAUGCAAGAUCACACCCGUCUUCUGAUUUUGAAAGCAUCAACGAACAGUUAAAAUACGAGUUGGAUAGGUGUUUCAAUUCAUUACCUCCAAACCACCGUGUACCUACUCUAUCAAAGAACCCUGCUAAAACAACAACCAAGAAAAAAAGUUCAGAUGCUACUUCAGGUAAUCCUUACUUAUCUGCAGAAGAAGCCAUCAAGUUUGUUAACGAAAGGAAGUUCAACUUAGUGUCGAUUGAUAAUGAAUUCUUUGAGCGCUCACCUUCAAAAGUUACUGAAAUUGGAGUGUCAAUUUACAAUCCAAAAUACCAACAGUUUGCCUUAUUCCCACACUUCUUGCAUUUCCACUUUAUAGUGAAAGAAUUUAUCAACCUCAGAAACGGGGUCUAUGUUCCAGAUUCCAAAAUGAGUAACAUCACAGGACAGUCAAUUAUUAUCUCAUUGAAGGAUGUUCCAUAUGCAAUGUCAACUAUUUUCGACUUUUUAGGUCCUGAAACUUUCAUUGUAGGCCAUAAUGUCUCAGGUGAUGUGAAAAGUUUCCAGUACCUCAAUUAUAAAAUUCCUGUUACAAUUCCAAUUAUCGACACAACAACUUUAUGGUAUAGCUUGAUUGGUUCGAAAAAUGCCAAAUCAUCAUUACACUAUAUUCUAGACAAGCUUAAUGUACCGCAUGCCUACCUUCAUAAUGGCGCAAAUGAUGCUUACUAUACAUUAAUUGUUUGUCUGAUGCUAACAUCACCUGAGCUGAGGAAUAACAUGAUAUUCCACAAAAAGAAGCCAAAAACGUCCGAAGAAGAAACAUGCGAAAAUAGUGAAAAGGUCGAAGAUCCGGUUUUGAAACCACAAAUGCCUGAUUUUUCAGAGUUUUCUCCAGAAGUUGCAAAAACCAAAAUGGACAGGUGGUUGAGAAAGCAAACCAAAGCUACCGAAAAGGCGAAAAAGAAGAAGCUCCAAGCUAGAGUUGAUACUGAUGUGAGUUCACAAAAAAUUAGAUGUGCUAUUGAUGAUGAUUCCAUUUUGAGAAAACAUAAAGGACCAAAUAUCAGGGGUCAAAAUAAACCACUAAAUCCACCUGCAAACGUUUUUUUCAAGCCCAGAAAUUUUGAAAAGGACAUUUUAAUAGACAAACUGGAAGAAUUAAACGUUUGA
Molecule: messenger RNA, 1491 nt
Organism: Pichia kudriavzevii
Lineage: Eukaryota; Fungi; Ascomycota; Pichiomycetes; Pichiales; Pichiaceae
Exons: 1
Coding region: 1-1491 (496 amino acids)
Cellular component (GO): nucleus
Molecular function (GO): nucleic acid binding
Source: RefSeq, a predicted model, not a curated record